AUGAGCGGGCUGCGGCGGCUGUUCCGCGGCAGCGGCCGGGCCCUGGCCCUCGUGUUCGCCGCCUCGGUGGCCUGGCUGCUGCUCGACAUGGCCGCGCUCCGCCUCUCGCUCGGCGAGGCGGGCGGGCGGCUGCUGCGGGAGGCGGCGGGGCUGGCACCGGGGCCGGGGCCGGGGUUGCGGCCGGGGUUGGGGUUGGGGCGGCCCCGGCGAGGCCCCGAGGCUCCAGCGGGGGAUGCGGGGGCAGCCCCGGCCCCGGCGGCAUCGCCGCCCCCCCGGCAGCGGCCCGGGCCCGGCGGGACGGGCGCGGAGCUCCUCGGAGCCCACGGGAGCGAGCAGCGCCCCUCCGGCACCGCGGCACCGAGCGGCCGGGCAGCCCAGCCCGGAGCGCAGGAAACAAACACGGGACGGGAGGAAACUCCCUCCAAAACUCGCUUCAUCCUCAUCAGCAAAGACGGGAUGGACCUCGCCGGCCCCGCAGCCCCGCGCCGUGGGCCCCACUCUGCGGGAAACGCCACAAGGAGACGUGGAAAGCACAAGGAACUUGCUGACAAGAGCAGGGAUGGUGCCCACGCCGCCACUGCCACUGCUGCGGCCACCGACAUGGGUGGCAGGAGCCGGACGCUGGGUGCGACACCAAGAGCAGCUCCUGGAGGAGCGGGCACUGGCCAGGAUGGGCAGGAGAGAGGGGCAGCAGCUCCUGGAGGAGCGGGCAGUGACAAGGAUGGGCAGGAGCGAGGGGCAGCAGCUCCUGGAGGAGCGGGCACUGACAAGGAUGGGCAGGAGAGAGGGGCAGCAGCUCCCGGAGGAGCGGGCACUGGCCAGGAUGGGCAGGAGAGAGGGGCAGCAGCUCCUGGAGGAGCGGGCACUGGCCAGGAUGGGCAGGAGAGAGCAGGGAGCAGCCCAGGGAUGCACAAAGUCCUGUCCAUGGAUGCAACGCUCGCCCCGAGAGACCCCCGAGCUCCUGGCCAGUUUGGACACCCUGUUGCUGUCCCUGAUGAUAAACAAGAAGAAGCAAAAAGCAGAUGGAAAGAAGGAAACUUUAAUGUCUACCUCAGCGACCUGAUCCCUGUGGAUCGAGCCAUCGCAGACACCAGGCCUGCCGGGUGCUCAGAGCAGCAGGUCCACGACGACCUCCCCACCACCAGCAUCAUCAUGUGCUUCGUGGAUGAGGUGUGGUCCACCCUCCUGCGCUCCGUGCACAGCGUCCUCAGCCGCUCUCCUCCUCACCUGAUCGAGGAGAUCAUUCUGGUGGAUGACUUCAGCACUAAAGAGUACCUGCGGGAGCAGCUGGACACCUACAUGUCGCGGUUCCCGAAGGUGAGGAUCCUGCGCCUCAGGGAGAGGCACGGGCUGAUCCGGGCCAGGCUGGCGGGAGCCGAGAUCGCCAAAGGCGCUGUCCUGACGUUCCUGGACUCGCACGUGGAGUGCAACGUGGGCUGGCUGGAGCCGCUGCUGGACAGGGUCCGCCUGCGCCGGACCAAGGUGGCCUGCCCCGUCAUCGAGGUCAUCAGCGACAAGGACAUGAGUUACAUGACCGUGGACAACUUCCAGCGUGGGAUUUUCACUUGGCCGAUGAAUUUUGGAUGGAGGCAGAUUCCACAAGAGGUCAUAGAGAAAAAUAAAAUCAAGGAGACUGAUAUUAUAAGGUGCCCCGUCAUGGCAGGUGGCCUGUUCUCCAUCCACAAGCAGUACUUCUUUGAGCUGGGAAUGUACGACCCGGGACUGGAUGUCUGGGGAGGGGAAAAUAUGGAGAUUUCAUUCAAGGUCUGGAUGUGCGGAGGAGAGAUCGAGAUCGUUCCGUGCUCCCGGGUGGGGCACAUUUUCAGGAAUGACAAUCCUUACUCCUUCCCUAAAGACCGGGUGAGGACGGUGGAGCGGAACCUGGCCCGCGUGGCAGAGGUGUGGCUGGACGAGUACAAGGAGCUGUUCUACGGCCAUGCCUACCACCUGCUCCUGGGCAACGUGGAUGUCGGAGACCUGAGCCAGCAAAUCCAGCUGCGCAAGAAGCUCCGCUGCAAAAGCUUCCGCUGGUACCUGGAGAACGUCUACCCGGACCUGGAAGCUCCCCUGGUUAAAGCCAGCGGGCUGCUCGUUAACGCGGCCCUGGCAGGGUGCAUCGCUGUGGAAGGCACCGGCCUGGCUUUUGAGGAGUGUGAUGUUAACAACACGAACCAGAAGUUCAACUACACCUGGCUGAGGCUGAUCCAGCACGGAGAGCUCUGCCUUGCCCCGUCUGGCGUCGUGGGAGCCGUGGGCCUGCGCCGCUGCCAGCCCAGGAGCCGCAGCCUGGCCUGGCUCCACAAGUCACUGGCCACCGUGCAGCCGGGGCUGACCGACCACAUCAUCUCGGAGCACCAGCACCUCCCGCAGCCCUGCCUGGAAGUGGAUCCCUCGUACAGAGCCCUGCGGCUGAAGGCCUGUGACCCCACAAACCCCCACCAGAAGUGGCACUUUGGCAGGUACCACGCGGACUGAGGGCAGCCCAGCUGCUGUCCCCAUGCUGUCACCGUGGGCUCAGCGAGGACAUGGGUGUGGCUGAUGGCAGCCACCAAACGGGGAGUGCAUUUCCA
Pseudopodoces humilis (Tibetan ground-tit) is the source of this 2570-nucleotide messenger RNA. It is a transcript of the gene GALNT5, whose product is annotated as polypeptide N-acetylgalactosaminyltransferase 5. Gene Ontology annotation, cellular component: Golgi apparatus. Gene Ontology annotation, molecular function: polypeptide N-acetylgalactosaminyltransferase activity. The record is from RefSeq and is a predicted model, not a curated record. Lineage: Eukaryota; Metazoa; Chordata; Aves; Passeriformes; Paridae. Gene Ontology annotation, biological process: protein O-linked glycosylation.